Helobdella robusta is the source of this 486-nucleotide messenger RNA. RefSeq lists its product as hypothetical. The coding region runs from base 1 to 486 and encodes 161 amino acids. The record is from RefSeq and is a predicted model, not a curated record. Lineage: Eukaryota; Metazoa; Annelida; Clitellata; Rhynchobdellida; Glossiphoniidae. The transcript is spliced from 3 exons.
AUGAACCUUGUGAGACUAGCUUUACAAAUCUUCUUCCAUGUUAGAGUGGCUGCCGUCGAGACGCUGACGAAACGGGAUACCUGCGUCAGACGGAAAAAUAUCGCGAUAGAUGAGAACGGCGGCAGUUUUGGCAUGCUCCAAUGUUCAGUCUUUUAUUUGGACCCUGUCUAUGAGUUGGUGGGAUUAAUCAAAUUUGGAUACGACAAGAAGAGAAUCAAUCUAACACUCUGCGCCUCUCAUAACUCGUGUGUGAUUGACAGUGCAGCAACGUCGAUUUGGUAUCUGCGCAACUCAAGUGCAAUAAGGGCGGUGCGCCGCGCAGAAAAAUUUCCAUUAAGCGUGGUUAAUUAUUUGGAAAGAGGAUGGAAACGAAAAUUUUUUAGACCCUCCUUGUUUGAAAUGAGCAAUAUGAGCAGUGUGAGCCCUAAAAAGAGCUGUUCAGUCGCCCUGGAAGCUGCUGAGGAGAUUUGUCUUUUCCUUUUCUAA